AUGAGUGGUCUAGUAACAUUAAUAACUGGUGGUGCAACUGGUUUAGGUCUAGCUUGUGCUAAACAUUUUUCUCGACUUGGUGCUCGUGUAAUCAUUUGUGAUUUACCAUCAUCUAAAGGUAGUGAUAUAGUGAAACAAUGGUCAUCAAUAGUUUCAUCGCCGUUAAAUUCAGAAUUAGAUGAAUCCGACGAUCCAUUGACUUCACUAUUAAAUGAACGUAAGGAUGACAAAAAUAAUGUGAAAAUUCCAUUAUCAAAUAAUCUAUCAACAGAUCAAAAUAUUCAAUUAGAACCACCGACAUUUCUUUCUGCUGAUGUAACCAAUGAAGAACAAAUACAAGCUAUGUUUAAUCAAAUCAAACAACAAUAUGAAAGACUUGAUGUUCUACUUAAUUGUGUUGGUAUUGGUGUAGCUAUUCGAACAUAUAAUAUAAAUAAACGUUCAAUGCAUAGUUUCGAUGAAUUUAAAAAACUACUUAAUGUAAAUGUAUCUGGUACAUUUAAUGCCAUACGUUGGGCAUGUCAUCUUAUGGCCGAUAAUAAACCAAAUUCUCAAGGACAACGUGGUGUUAUUAUAAAUACAGCAUCGAUUGCUGCUUAUGAAGGUCAAAUAGGACAAGUUGCGUAUGCAGCAUCGAAAGGUGCUCUUGUUUCAAUGACAUUACCAUUAGCAAGAGAUCUAUCAAAUAUGGGUAUAAGAGUAUGUGCUAUUGCUCCUGGUGUUUUUUAUACACCAAUGCUUGCUGCUUUACCUGUAAGAGUUCGAUUAUUACUUGGUAAUAUGGUACCAUUUCCAAAAAGACUUGGACAACCAGAUGAUUUUGCUCGUUUAGCACACAUGAUUGUUGAAAAUCCAUAUCUUAAUGGUGAAGUUAUUCGAUUAGAUGGAGCCCUUCGUAUGCCCCCUUAA
This is a messenger RNA of Rotaria sordida, 909 nucleotides long. NCBI's taxonomy places the organism in Eukaryota, Metazoa, Rotifera, Eurotatoria, Philodinida, Philodinidae. The record is from the annotation of a GenBank genome assembly.